AUGUCCGAGGCUAAGAUGGCGAUCUCGAAGAUCUUCAGCCUCGGCAAGCCAGGUGCCAACUUACCGUUAUUGCUGUCGCUCGCCGUGGACGUGGCUCAAUCAAAAGACAUCUUAUUGAAGUCCGCUCGUUUCCAGCAUCUGCGGUUACUCUUUCGGGAGCGGCCACGGCCAUCGGCGACGCGGUUUUUCUACGCCCUGUCUGAGUGCGAAGACGACGAGCUGCAGCGAAUGUUGAAGUUCUGCGCUGCCAACAACUGGGUUGUGAACUGCUGCAUUUUCGACGAGAUCACCCUAUCAUCGCCGGAUCAGCCGUUCGUUAUUAGCGACGCAUUCGAAGAGCUACAGGAGAAGCCCGUGGUCAAGUACAGGGUAAGUUGUGCCACGUCAGCCAAGCCGCUUCUCAGCGAACUGCUCCUCGCGCAUGGUCGCGCCGUUCGACGUGAAGAAUUGCCGCCCCCUCUCGCGCCAGACGUUGGUGGUGCCUGCUUAUACCACGCAGUUCAGUACUUGGACGUUGCCCCCAACCAGGCCUGGCCGCCGUGCGACGGCCCCCACAACGUUCGCAGUUUCAAUGAGCAUUGGGGGCAUGACUCUCAGAGAGAGCAGUCGGUAUUAUUGCUGCAGGAGUGUGGCAUGGCACCUAAUGAUGUGUUUCGUGUGCACUCGGAGGUCGUUUGUUGGCAGCCGCAUGCAGAAGGAUGUGGGCAUUUCGCAGCUUUGAAGAUGAGCGGGGGCUGUGUUGACAUUUACGAUGCCGCUAUUGGAUCGAUAGUGCGGGCGCCACUUCACAAUUUCGUGUCAGCUGCGCUGAGGUUCGAGAAGAUAUACUUUUAUUACGCAAAGUGGUACGAUGUUUCUGGUCUCCCCACAAUGGAUGGCGCAGCUUACGAAGUCGAAGGGUCUGGUCGUGGACGAUCGACAUGUUGUAUGCAGAAGGCUGGUCAGGGUGGUCCCAUGAAGAGAAUUGCCAAGUGGCCCGCGUCGUGUUUUCCAGCACCAAAGAAAGGAAAACGGCGCAUGUAUGCGCGACCUGGGAAGCCCGACAAAAAGAAAUUCUCCGCGCUGUGGAAGAAGACGCCGUAUGUUCGGUACGGCAUCAAGUCUCAUGGCAAGCGAAAACUGCAGAAGUGGGCAAUGAGCAUUGAGAAAUUGGACGGCCUGACUGAAUUACAAGUGGUCCAUGAGCUAACAAAUGCUGGCUUCUUGAAGGGUUGGAAACACCACUUUUGCCCAUUCUGCGGCGCGUACAACAUCGGGAAGCUGCGGCGCCGCAAAGACAGCGGUUCUCUCAGCUACAGGUGCAACGCCAAGGGCUGUCAGAAACACACCUUGCCACAUGCGAAUCACAUGGUCUUUACUACGGGGUGGUGCAAGGAUUACAAGUCUUUGGUAUCGCAGGCAAAACUACUAUUGGGCAUCACUGUUGGCUUGACGACAGCGCAGCGCCAUUUAUUGUGGGAUCAUGAUGAGAAGUACGUGAGACGCUUCGCAUCGCGUCUGGACGCUGCUCGUUCUCGUUUCGUGAGAAUGCAGGAGCCGCAGAUCAAGUUCGGAGCUGGGGACAAUCGGACGUGGCAUGACGCGGAAGCAGACGAGGUUGAUCUAAGCCAAGAAAUUGUUGACGUCGGGCGCUGCAAGCGGGCGAAGUGGCACCAGUGGGGUGGCAUCGUUCAGAGAGGCGCGCCAUCUUCGCUGGCGAUGUUCAGGACGUCUCCGAAGACCACGAAAGUGCGAUCACCAGGCCCUGGGCCAAUCACUAAGAAAGAUUGGGGACCGCAGUCGGCGAAGUGGUUGCGCGGUCGCUGCCUGUCCUCGCAUGCCGACGGCGCCCGUUCCUACAAGAUGGGGGCCAACAGGAAGAGAAUCAUUGACGGGAUUAUUCACGACUUUGUGGGUCACAAGAAAAAGAAAGUCAAUGGCAAGUGGUCGCGCCCCAAAUACGUUCAAUUAUUCCGCCACCGCAUGCCGGACGGGAGCGCCAUCUGCACUCAGGGUGGCACGCAGAUUAUCGACCGAAUCUGGCGCCAUGUGCGUGCUCUAAUGGGGAGCAGGUCCCCUGCGAUUAACCAGCGCUCUUGGGAUGGUCGCGCCCGUUCUGCCCAGUGGUUAUUCUGGCACACUGGACGUGAUCUGCGGUCGAAAACUGGGGAGAUGUUUGCUGAGUUGAGCUCGAAACAUUAG
Prorocentrum cordatum is the source of this 2181-nucleotide messenger RNA. NCBI's taxonomy places the organism in Eukaryota, Dinophyceae, Prorocentrales, Prorocentraceae. The record is from the annotation of a GenBank genome assembly.